GGAAGCAUUUAAUAUUUUUGAAGAAAAUAAAAAAGCAUUGUGGGAGUUUGUGGGUUGUCUUGCCUUGCUUCGUUGUCGUUUCGCCGGCCAAAGACACAACCUUUGUUGCCGUUUUAGUGUCUGCUUUGGACACCUCUCUCUCUCUCCCUCAGUUUGAUUUGAUAAUUCGAGAUGAACGACCUUCUCACUGAUUCAUUUGUUGGCGAGGCUAGUAAUGGCCAGCCUUCUAGACAAAGUGAUAUUGAAAUGGGACAGGUUCCGAGAAGCAACUCCGAUAUGGGAAUGGAAGCUUUUAAUAAACAGAUCCAUGAGGCUGAUAAACAAAUCGAUAAGCUUUCCGUGCUACUUCAAAAGCUAAAGGAAGCUAAUGAGGAAUCCAAAGCUGUCACAAAAGCAUCUUCCAUGAAAGCUAUCAAGAAGAGGAUGGAGAAAGAUAUUGAUGAAGUUGGAAAGAUUGCACAUGGGGUCAAAACAAAAAUAGAGGCUAUAAGCAGAGAUAACCUAUCCAAUAGACAAAAGCCUGGAUGUGAGAAGGGAACAGGUGUUGACAGAGCAAGAAUGAAUAUGACAAAUGCCUUGACUAAAAAAUUCAAGGAUCUCAUGACAGAGUUCCAGACUCUUAGACAAAGAAUACAAGAUGAAUAUCGUGAGGUUGUGGAGAGAAGAGUUAUUACAGUUACGGGAACUAGGCCAGAUGAUGAGACAAUUGAUCGCCUGAUAGAAACUGGAAACAGUGAGCAAAUCUUCCAGAGAGCAAUUCUAGAAGCAGGCCGAGGACAGAUUGUAAACACAGUAGAAGAAAUUCAGGAGAGACAUGAUGCUGUAAAAGAAAUUGAGAAAAAACUUCUUGAUUUACACCAGAUUUACCUUGACAUGGCAGUCUUAGUUGAUGCUCAAGGAGAAAUUUUAGACAACAUUGAAAGUCAGGUCAACAAUGCAGUCGAUCAUGUCCAGAGAGGGACAUCUGCACUUCAAAAUGCUAAGAAACUCCAGAAGAACUCUCGAAAAUGGAUGUGCAUUGCCAUCAUUAUACUGUUGAUUAUAGUAGCUAUCAUAGUUGUGGGUGUUCUCAAACCUUGGAAGAGUAGCUAGGGUGCUUGAGUGUGGCCCCUUUACCUUUUGUCCAUAAUCAUAAGAGUUGACUUGGUUGCGAAAGCAUAUGCAAUUUAUGCAUGUGUGUCAACCGGACAUCUUAGAGAAGGAUUUUUUUUUAAGCUUUUAUUUUGUAUGAUUGAGAUGCUUGUUUUGUGUGGUGUUACUGAUUUCUGACUGUACAUUGGCGUGCCUCACGAUAAAAAUUCAUAUUCUUUGUAGCCUUCAAAAGUUUAUCAGGGUUUCAUAUUUCCUUGUACUAUUCUAUAAUAUUCUAAGAAACUGUUUUUUAUGUUA
Glycine soja is the source of this 1389-nucleotide messenger RNA. RefSeq names its product syntaxin-132-like. Gene Ontology annotation, molecular function: SNARE binding; SNAP receptor activity. The record is from RefSeq and is a predicted model, not a curated record. The transcript has 13 exons. Bases 172 to 1092 code for a protein of 306 amino acids. Gene Ontology annotation, cellular component: plasma membrane; endomembrane system; SNARE complex. Lineage: Eukaryota; Viridiplantae; Streptophyta; Magnoliopsida; Fabales; Fabaceae. Gene Ontology annotation, biological process: intracellular protein transport; vesicle fusion; exocytosis.